CUUUAUUUUAGAAUUAGCUUGAGGAAAAAGUAGAUAUAUGUCACCAAGUUCCACCAAGGUAUUUCUUCUGCAUUUAUCUGAACCUCUCUAUGUUGUAGCGGCAUGGGGUAAUUCAAUAUGAGAGUCUGGGGAGAAAUUCCAAUUCCCUGUGACAAAACUAUGGAUUAUCUUUUCACUUUUUGGGAUUUAAUCUAGCAUCCACUAGAUUACCGGUCAGAUCAUCCCACUGCUAGGCCACAAGUUUACCUGAGAUCCUCUCAUUUAUGAUAUUUGACUUUCCACCAUUUUAUCAAGAUACAACCAAGAAAGGAGGCAAGAAGAAGGGUGGUUCCAUGCAGACAGUGACCUCCCAGUUCAGGAGAACUUGGGCAAACUGAUGACCAACUUAAGGAGCACUCACCCUCACUUUGUGCGCUGCCUGAUUCCUAAUGAGUCAAAGACUCCAGGUCUGAUGGAGAACCACCUGGUUAUCCAUCAGCUCAGGUGUAACGAUGUACUGGAGGGUAUCAGGAUCUGCAGGAAAGGCUUCCCCAGCAGAAUCCUCUAUGCUGACUUCAAGCAAAGGUACAAAGUACUGAAUGCCAGCGUCAUCCCUGAGGGACAGUUCAUGGACAACAAGAAGGCCUCUGAGAAGCUGCUUGGGUCCAUAGAUGUAAAUCAUGAGGAAUACAAGUUUGGACACAACAAGGUGUUCUUCAAAGCCGGUCUUCUUGGUGUCCUGGAGGAGAUGAGAGACGAGAAGCUGGCUGCUCUGGUCCGCAUGAUCCAGGCUCUUAGCCGUGGAUAUCUCAUGAGGAGGGAGUUUAGCAAGAUGAUGGAGAGGAGUUUAUGACAAUAAGCAGGGUUGAAGAAGAACCUGGAGGUCACAGUCAAAGACCUGCAGCAUCGCCUGGAUGAGGCUGAGAAUCUGGCCAUGAAGGGAGGCAAGAAGCAGCUCCAGAA
Esox lucius (northern pike) is the source of this 942-nucleotide messenger RNA. RefSeq names its product myosin heavy chain, fast skeletal muscle-like. Gene Ontology annotation, cellular component: vesicle; actin cytoskeleton; myosin complex. The record is from RefSeq and is a predicted model, not a curated record. The coding region runs from base 377 to 832 and encodes 151 amino acids. Gene Ontology annotation, biological process: vesicle transport along actin filament; actin filament organization. NCBI's taxonomy places the organism in Eukaryota, Metazoa, Chordata, Actinopteri, Esociformes, Esocidae. Gene Ontology annotation, molecular function: ATP binding; actin filament binding; microfilament motor activity. The transcript has 6 exons.